Fusarium sp. VM40 is the source of this 987-nucleotide messenger RNA. The record is from the annotation of a GenBank genome assembly. NCBI's taxonomy places the organism in Eukaryota, Fungi, Ascomycota, Sordariomycetes, Hypocreales, Nectriaceae.
AUGAAGCUGUCUGCUGUCACCCUUCUCACCCUUGCCACUGGCAUCCUCGCCGCUCCCGUCGCCGAGGCCAACGCCGCUGCCAGCUAUGGCUACGAGGCCCCCAAGGAGGUGAAGCCCGCCUACCCUGCUCCUCACCACGAGCAGCCCAAGCCCAAGCCUCCUCACAAGAAGCCUGAGUACCCUGCUCCUCACCACGAGAAGCCCAAGCCCAAGCCUCACCAUGAGAAGCCCAAGCCUCACUACGAGCAGCCCAAGGCUCCCAAGCCUCACCACGAGAAGCCCAAGCCUAAGCCUCACCAUGAGAAGCCUGCUUACCCCGUUCCUCACCACGAGAAGCCUAAGCCCAAGCCCCAUCACGAGAAGCCCAAGACCCCUUCUUAUGAGAAGCCUAAGGCUCCUAAGCCUCACCACGAGAAGCCUAAGACUCCUUCCUACGAGAAGCCCAAGGCUCCCAAGCCUCACCAUGAGAAGCCCAAGACCCCUUCUUAUGAGAAGCCUAAGGCUCCUAAGCCUCACCACGAGAAGCCUAAGACUCCUUCCUACGAGAAGCCCAAGGCUCCCAAGCCUCACCAUGAGAAGCCUAAGACCCCCGAGUACACCAAGCCCAAGGCUCCUAAGCCUCAUCACGAGAAGCCCAAGCCUCACCAUGAGAAGCCCAAGACCCCUUCUUACGAGGCUCCUAAGGCUCCUAAGCCCCACCACGAGAAGCCCAAGACCCCCGAGUACAACAAGCCCAAGGCCCCCAAGCCUCACCACGAGAAGCCUAAGACUCCUGAGUACACCAAGCCCAAGGCCCCUAAGCCUCACCACGAGAAGCCUAAGACUCCUGAGUACACCAAGCCCAAGGCCCCUAAGCCUCACCACGAGAAGCCCAAGCCCAAGUACGAGCAGCCCAAGCCUAAGCCUCACCACGAGCAGCCUAAGCCCAAGUACGAGCAGCCCAAGCCCCAGGGCUCUUACCCUGCUCCCAGCACUCCUCACUACUAG